This is a messenger RNA of Chara braunii, 4592 nucleotides long. NCBI's taxonomy places the organism in Eukaryota, Viridiplantae, Streptophyta, Charophyceae, Charales, Characeae. The record is from the annotation of a GenBank genome assembly.
CGGAGGGGGAGGGGCAUUCUCUCUCUCCUUCUCUUCCUCCUUCUCCUCCUCCUCCUGGCUCCUCACCAUCUCCACAGCUCAUGACGAUUCUCAAGCCGCCCAGGGCCAAGAAAGUGCCGAAAACGCUGAUCAGGUGUGGGGACCACCGUACGGACGAUUACCACUGGCUGCGAGACGACAAGCGCUGCGAUCCCGAUGUGCUUGCCCAUCUGACGGCUGAGAACGAGUACACGCAGGCACUGAUGAAGGACACUGAGUCGCUGCAAGAAACGCUCUUUCAGGAGAUGAAGGGUCGGAUCAAGGAAGCCGAUGUCACUGUGCCUGUCCGUAAAGGCGACUACUUGUACUACACUCGCACGGAGGAAGGAAAGCAGUACCGAGUGUGGUGCCGGCUUCUCAUUCCCGGGGGACGUGGCCCAGGGACCGUUGAUGAGCUGGUUGAUCUGGACACGAAGGACAACAGGAAGAAAGAAGAGAUCCUUCUGGAUGGAAAUGCAAGAGCCGCAGGAUUAGACUUCUUCGACGUCCACGAUGUCGUGGUAAGCGAGGAUGGAAAGAUGAUGGCGUAUGGAAUCGACCUGGAAGGGGUUGAGCAGUAUACGUUGCAUGUUGAAGAGAUCGCGACGAAGAAGCAACUCGUGAACCCUAUUCGUGGGACGACUGGCGAGGUGCUAUUCGCGGCUGACAAUCGGACUAUCUUUUAUCUCACCAAAGAUGAAGUGCAAAGGCCAUACAAGGUUUGGAGGUACACACUUGGGACCGACUCACCUGAUAACGUCGAGGUAUACCAUGAGGUGGACGAGGAGUUCUCUCUCACUCUGGAUAAAAUGGAUUCUGAGAAGUACUUGGCGGUCAUUUCCAGUAGUGCCAUCACUACUGAGGCCCUCUACAUCGACUCCCACAACCCAUGUGGGGAGUUGCGCAGUUUUCUUCCACGUGUUCGGGGUGUGGAUGUCGUUGCGGAGGAACGCGGGGAUUACUUAUUUUUCGUCAGACGGACUGAUGAAGCAUUUAAUUCUGAGCUAUUGAUUGCACCACUGAGUGAUCCAACCGUCGCGAAGACACUCAUUCCGCACCGAUCGAUGGUGAAACUUGAAGAAAUAAAAAUGUACGAGAAUCACCUGGUGGUCAUGGAGAGGGAAAAUGCACUACAGAGGAUGAUCGUGUACGUGCUUCCGCCUGCCGGACAUCCUGUCCAUGAAUUGCCAAAGGGGCGAGAAGUUGCUUUCGAUGAUGAACCCUUCUCCAUCGAAAUCCUAGACACGCAGUUUAAAUCCCCAAUUCUAAGGUUCCAGUAUUCGUCAUUCAAGGGUCCGCGUUUGACUUUUGACUUGGACCUGAACACGUUUGAACGCGUGCUCAAGAAGACAGAUCAGGUGCUUGGUGGAUUUGAUGGAAGCAAGUACUCAGCUUGUCGGAAAUGGGCGACGGCAUCAGAUGGCACAAACGUGCCCAUCUCCAUAGUUUGGAGAAACGAUCUGGCCAAGUUGGACGGCACCGAUCCUCUUUACCUUAGUGGCUAUGGCUCUUAUGAGGUAGCGAAUAAUGCUGUGUUCUCGACGGGCAGGCUUUCCCUUCUGGAUAGAGGGAUCGUAUUUGCAAUCGCGCAUGUUCGAGGCGGUGGUGAGAUGGGACGACUAUGGUACGAGGAUGGAAAAUACUUGAAAAAAAUAAACACAUUCACGGACUUCAUCACCUGUGCUGAAUACCUGAUCGAGAACAAGUGGGUUUCCGCAGAGAAGCUGUGCAUGGUGGGUCGGAGCGCAGGAGGUCUAUUGGUGGGGGCUGUUUUGAACAUGAGGCCUGGGCUCUUUCACACUGCCAUUGCCAGUGUUCCGUUUGUGGAUGUCCUGACGACGAUGCUCGACCCCACAAUCCCACUGACCAUUGGAGAGUAUGAGGUUGCGGUCACCACGCAGCCUGCUGUCUCGCAGCAUGUGCAGCCGCAGGGCACACAGCCCCAGCAGCUAGCACAACAACCUGUGUCACAGGGUCCACAACCCGCCGUGAUGCAGGGAUCAGGACAAACACAGUGGGUUCCAAAGACGGCCAUCGCCGCUCCGAAACCCGUCACAGGGGACAAGAGAGGCGAAGACCUCGACACAUGGUUGAGGAACCAGUUGGCAAGUCAGGCCAACAUCAAUAUGCACAACUUCCCUUUGUUUAGCAAGAUGGCCCUAGACCUUGAGGCGAAGAUAGGGCAUGGACAGGCACCCACUACGGAUGGAAGGAGAAAGACACUGCCUCCUAACUGGAAGGCGAAGGGGCGCAUUAUGUUUGUCGAUAACGAUGGUUCAACCAUCGAAUUAGAGGAACACUUCCAGGAAGGAGUAGGUUCAGAGGCUGGCAGCGCAGAAGCUUCAGAGGGUGGAGUAGUCGCUGCCGUCACUCAAAACGGUAAGGCGACCGGUCGACGCCGCGGAGGCUCCCGAUCAAGGAGUCAAGUUGACCCCAACGCUCCCCCAUGGGAGAAGGCGGGUCUCGCAGAGGAUGUGUGGAGAGAUCGGUACACACGGCAGGCUUGCAUUCGUUGUGGCCAAUAUGGCCAUAAUCAGUUCAAGUGCUGUAACAAGAAGGUGACCGACAAGAUCCCGCCUACGAUGGGGCAGGCGCACGCUAUGAAUCGGAUAUUCCAUGACUACUUGGAUAAGUUUUUCAUCGUGUACCUCGAUGACAUACUUAUUUUUAGUAAGACUGUCGAAGAGCAUGUUGCACACUUGGACAAAGUCCUCAGUCUCCUGCGACAGCACAAGUUCAAGAUCAACGGUGAGAAGUGCGAGUUUGGGCGCACCCGUGUCUUGUACUUGGGUCAUGAGAUCUCCUUGGAAGGGUUGAAGCCCGAUGACGUGAAGGUGGCCAGCAUUCGUGAUUGGCCACGUCCUCAGUCUGUGACUGAGAUGAGAUCUUUCUUAGGAAUGACAAGCUACUAUAGGACCUUCGUUAAGAACUAUAGUAUAGUGACCUCUCCUUUAAUUAAUCUGACGCGCCUGGACACCCCAUGGGAGUGGACAGAUGAGUGCGAGGCUGCUUUCAGACAUCUGAAGCAUGUGUUGACGCACUACGAGGUCUUGAAACUUCCUGAUCUUGAUAAGCCGUUUAUAGUCACCACGGAUGGCAGCCAAUAUGGCAUUGGCGCCGUGCUUGCGCAGCAGGAGGGGCCAAAGUUAAGGUCUGUAGAGUACAUGUCCAAGAAGAUGCCCUCUCAGAAGUUGGCAAAGUCCACCUAUGAGAAGGAACUCUAUGCGGUGUACAAGGCUCUGACCCAUUGGAGACACUGUCUCCUUGGGAGGUUCUUCAUCCUCAGGACUGAUCAUCAGACCCUGAGAUGGAUGAGAACUCAGCCUGUUCUCUCUGAAGCCCUCAAGUGUUGGAUAGAAGUCAUUGAGCAAUAUGACUUUGACCCUCAGUAUCUGAAAGGGGAGUACAACAAGGUUGCUGAUGCCUUGUCGCGUAGACCUGAUUUCUCAGGUGCGCUGAUUACUGAGUUCGAUCUGACGGACAGUGUUACUCAGUCUUUGGUGGAAGCCUAUCGCGAUGACCAGUUCAUGUCUGAGAUCAUACGCAGACUUGAGGUGAAGGACAAGAAGACUUCUGCUGAGUUUGAGUUGGUCAAUGGCUUGCUGUUCCUUGAGAAGGAAGAGAAUAAACGAUUGUGUGUCCCAAAUAGCGAGUCUUUGCGUAGUUUGUUUUUAGGUGAGUGCCAUGAUGCCACCGGCCAUUUUGGGUAUAAGAAGACCGCAGCCAAUCUGCUGCAGCGGUUCUGGUGGCCCACGAUGAUGCGAGAUGCCCAGCUGUACGUGGAGACUUGUCAAGUUUGUCAAAGGGACAAGCCACGUACUCAGGCUCCUCUUGGGCUUUUGAAGCCCCUUCCGAUUCCGGAACGGCCUGGUGAGAGUCUGUCCAUGGAUUUCAUGGAUACUCUAAUCACUAGCAAGAGAGGGAUGCGUCACAUCUUCGUCAUCGUGGAUAGAUUUAGUAAGUAUGCUAGGUUAGUAGCAAUGCCGGAAACAGCAAAGACGGAGUAUGUGAUCCGAAUGUUCAAAGAGAACUGGGUUAGAGACUUUGGUUUACCGAAGUCAAUUGUCAGUGACAGGGAUGUCCUGUUUACCAGCGAGUUGUGGAAGGCCGCUGCUGCAGAGCAGGGCACUCAAUUGCAGAUGACUUCUGGGAAUCACCCAGAGGCCAAUGGACAGGCCGAGCAACUGAAUCGCGCUGUGGACCUUGGGGCUGGGCACUUCUCCAAGACAGGAAGAUUUGACCUAAUCAAGGAGGUAGCGCUGGAAUAUGCUUUUCUACUGAAGACCCUUGGGCUAAUGAAUGUAACAGGGGUGUCAAGCGAGGCAUCAAAGACAUCGGCGAUGUUCGUCAACCGAUGACCGGAUUUCAAUUUAUGUUCACCCACCUGGACAAGUUCCUUUGGCCAUCGACCUGUGAGCAAUGGUCGAUGGGACUGAGCAUGGGCCCGAAGUCUAGCUGUUCGAAGAAAACCCUCGGGAAGGACUGGAGAUAACCUCGUGAAGUUCGUCGCAAUGGAUUGCAUCGCCGAAAAAAAUAUGUAACUGGUGUGGAAAGAAUAAAAGUGGGCUAGAAAC